CCCAGCGCCCCGCCCCGCCCCCGCCGGCUCUCGGGCCGGCUGGCCUUAAAGGGGACGUGGUCCGAGCGGCGAAUCGCGGGGUGGCCCCCGCUCCGGCUCCGCCCCAUUUCCCGCACCUCGCCCCUCCCCCGCUUCGUCCCGCAGCCCCGGCGCCGCGCCGCAGAGUCGGGCUUCCUGGCACAAACGGGCUUGUGCAAAGGGUGGGAAGACUGGACUUUACCGUGGAAGCAGCAUCCCCUCCGUCUGGGACCUGGCGGAGGGCGUCCCCACCCUGGGGGGAACAGAGGACCCGCCCUGACCUAGCGGGGCCCAGCCUAGUCCUGCCCGGCCUGAGCGCCCCGCCCAAGAGCCGGCUCUGAGGCAGGGCCCACUGGGGUCCGGGAGAGGAGGAAGCGCCGUCCAGUGCCCUGGCCAGCGUGGUCCAGCACCUCCCGUUGGAGCUCAUGGACGGCGUUGUCCGGAACCUCAGCAAUGAUGACAGCGUGACGGACUCCCAGAUGCUGACUGCCAUCAGCAGGAUGAUCGACUGGGUGUCCUGGCCCUUGGGGAAGAACAUUGACAGGUGGAUCAUUGCCCUGCUGAAGGGCCUGGCUGCCGUGAAGAAGUUCAGCAUCUUGAUCGAGGUUUCGCUCACCAGAAUUGAGAAGGUUUUCUCCAAGCUGCUGUACCCCAUCGUCCGGGGAGCGGCCUUGUCUGUCCUCAAGUACAUGCUCCUGACUUUCCAGCACUCCCACGAGGCCUUCCACCUGCUCCUUCCUCACAUCCCUCCCAUGGUGGCCUCUCUGGUCAAGGAGGACUCGAACUCGGGGACCAGCUGCCUGGAGCAGCUGGCGGAGCUGGUCCACUGCAUGGUGUUCCGGUUCCCAGGCUUCCCGGAUCUGUAUGAGCCCGUCAUGGAGGCCAUCAAGGACCUCCAUGUUCCCAACGAGGACCGCAUCAAGCAGCUGCUGGGGCAGGACGCCUGGACCUCGCAGAAGAGCGAGCUGGCUGGUUUCUACCCCCGGCUCAUGGCCAAGUCAGACACGGGCAAGAUUGGCUUAAUCAACCUGGGCAACACAUGCUACGUGAACAGCAUCCUGCAGGCCUUGUUCAUGGCCUCUGACUUCAGACACUGUGUGCUCCGCCUGACUGAAAACAACUCGCAGCCCUUGAUGACCAAGCUGCAGUGGCUCUUUGCCUUCCUGGAGCACAGCCAGCGGCCGGCCAUUUCUCCAGAGAAUUUCCUCUCUGCAUCCUGGACACCCUGGUUCAGCCCCGGCACCCAGCAGGACUGCUCAGAGUACCUGAAGUAUCUGCUGGAUCGGCUGCAUGAAGAAGAGAAGACGGGGACAAGAAUCUGCCAGAAGCUCAAGCAGUCUAGCUUGCCCUCCCCGCCCGAGGAGCCCCCUGGCCUGAGUGCCACCUCUGUGGAGAAGAUGUUCGGAGGCCGGAUCGUGACUCGGAUAUGCUGCCUCCGCUGCCUCAAUGUCUCCUGCCGGGAGGAGGCCUUCACGGACCUCUCUCUCGCCUUUCCUCCCCCUGAGCGUUGUCGCCGCCGCCGCCUGGGCUCUGUGAUGCUCCCUGCAGAGGACAUCAGAGCCCGGGAGCUCCUGCUGCUGGCCCAAGCCCCAGUGCCAAGCAGGGCGGGCCCUCGGAGGCAGAGGAAACACUGCAUCACAGGGGAUGCGCCCCCCACCGGCCUGGACAUCGGAGGCCUGGACUCCCAGGGAGCUGGGGGGCAGAGCAGUCUGGAAGAGAAGGUGGAGAGGGAGGAGGAGAGUGCGGAGGAGGAAGGAGGGAAGAAAGAGGAGGAGGAGGAAAGCCCCAGAGAGGAAGAAGGGAAGGAGAAAGAGGUGGAGGAGGAGGAGGAGAAGGCAGAGAAAGAGAAGGAAAAGGAGACUGAGAAGGAGAAGGAAGAGGACAUCCUGGGCUCAGAGACCCACAGGGAUGCUGCCGUCCCCGCUGGGGAGCAGAUGUGUGGCCCCGAGGGCUCCCGCUCUGUCCUGGACCUGGUCAACUAUUUCCUGUCCCCCGAGAGGCUGACAGCAGAGAACCGCUACUACUGUGAGUCAUGCGCCUCCUUGCAGGACGCCGAGAAGGUGGUGGAGCUGAGCCAGGGCCCGCGCUACCUCAUCCUCACGCUGCUGCGCUUCUCCUUCGACCUGCGCACCAUGCGGCGCCGCAAGAUUCUGGACGACGUCGCCAUCCCCCUGCUGCUCCGCCUGCCGCUGGCUGGGGGCCGGGGCCAGGCUUAUGACCUCUGCAGUGUCGUGGUGCACUCUGGAGUGUCCUCGGAGAGUGGUCACUACUACUGCUAUGCCCGCGAGGGCGCUGCCCGCCCAGCCCCGUCCCUGGGAACUGCCGACAGGCUGGAACCCGAGAACCAGUGGUACCUGUUCAACGACACUCGGGUGUCCUUCUCUUCCUUCGAGUCUGUGAGCAAUGUCACCUCCUUCUUCCCCAAGGACACGGCCUAUGUGCUCUUUUACCGGCAGCGGCCCGGGGAGGGGCCUGAGGCCAUGUCGGGCUCUCCCAGAGUCCGGGCAGAGCCUACCCUCCACAAGGACCUGAUGGAAGCCAUUUCCAAAGACAACAUCCUUUACCUGCAGGAGCAGGAGAAGGAGGCUCGGAGCCGGGCAGCCUACAUUUCUGCACUCCCUGCGUCUCCACACUGGGGGCGGGGCUUUGACGAAGACAAGGAUGAGGACGAAGGAUCUCCAGGUGGCUGCAACCCUGCAGGUGGCACUGGUGGCGACUUCCACAGACUGGUCUUCUAAUGUGAACCCACCCAGCCUGCUCCCUCCUGAGGGGCACCACAGCCAACCUCAGGGGAGGCCUGGACCUCUUCUCAGGAGGAAAACCCAGGGCCCGGCAGAGCUGCUCUGCCAGAUGGGGUCUGAGGGAGGCUGUGGAGGCAGCCCAGCCCUGCAGUAGGCCCUUCGGAGGGCAGGACGGCUGGAGAGGGAGCGUCUGGGAUGUCAGUCCACAGCCUGAAGGGUACAUACACAGAGACCCUCAGAUUUGGAGGUGAGGCCCAAGCUCCGUGAAUUGGGCAUCAGGCCCUGAUUCCAGGGUCAGUGCCGUUAAGAUUUUACACCCAAGUGUCCUGGUUAACCUGAAGCAACUUAGAUGACACACCUGGGCUUGGGCUGCAUCCCUCCCAACAGGCUCCCCGUUACACUUUCAGGAUCAGGGCUGGGCCUCAGUGCUGACGUCUCACCACCAAGCAGCAUAUCCCCCCUCCCAGCUCCUUUCAGACAACUGUUGCUCUAGAGUAUACAAAGCACAGCAGGAUCCAAGCCCUUGCACAAAAAGAAGGGGCUGUGGGCCCCCUCUGGCCAUCCUCUUUCUCCAAGGGGGUUUCAGAGACUAGGUACUGGGGUUCUGCACCAGUGUGCUUUCGCGAGCAGAGCAGGUGGGAAGCGGCAUGGUGCAGAUCAGAGGCAAAGCCCCUUGCCGGUCGGCCCAGCUCCUCCUGCCUGUCUCCCUCCCCCCUACCCAGCGCAGAUGCACAGAGGGGAGGACGACCCUUCCCCCGCCCUUGCCUUCUUCCCUAGCCUGCCUCAGUGCCUGAAAUGCCACCGUUUGCAGCCCCCUUCUGGUGAAAGUGGAGUUCGAUUUUACCGCGAAGAUGCGUGUGUCCUCUCGAGGCUGUCUGUUUUGGGGAAGCUGGCUGGCCCCGCUCCUCCAAUCAGGCGCCAGCAGAGCUGCCAGCAUGCCGCCAGAGGGCUGGGUGGAGAGUCUGGUGAAGCGCGGAUGUUGACCUCAUCGUGCCCUGACACUGCUGUAGCCCCUUUUAAAUGGAGAGGAGAGACCUGUGUUGCAAACGGAAAUAAAACUAGGUUCUCUGAAGCCUUUAAA
Carlito syrichta (Philippine tarsier) is the source of this 3840-nucleotide messenger RNA. It is a transcript of the gene USP35, whose product is annotated as ubiquitin specific peptidase 35. NCBI's taxonomy places the organism in Eukaryota, Metazoa, Chordata, Mammalia, Primates, Tarsiidae. The transcript is spliced from 10 exons. Gene Ontology annotation, molecular function: cysteine-type endopeptidase activity; cysteine-type deubiquitinase activity. The record is from RefSeq and is a predicted model, not a curated record. The coding region runs from base 444 to 2756 and encodes 770 amino acids. Gene Ontology annotation, biological process: protein deubiquitination. Gene Ontology annotation, cellular component: nucleus; cytosol.